AUGGUGCAGACUCGGUUUGACAAGGAAAACACACCCUGCGAUGACUGCAUCAUCACUGCCACUUGCCUCUUUGUGUGUGUUCUGGACAUCGCAAGGUGCUGCGUGGACGUUCCCCACGAGUUGGACUUCUUAGCCGACUGUCUUGUGAUGUCAGUGCAGGGCUGCAUGCAUGCGCAGCAGCAGAUUGAGAUCAAUGAGGUCAAGAAACAUGGCUGGCACGGCAUGCCGCCCAUGAUCAUGCAGCACCUGCCACCGUCUCAGCAAGAGAUGAUGCAAAAGGUGGGCAUGCAUGGUGCUGCAGCCCAUCCCUCCAUGAUUGGGGCUCCGCAGUGGCAUCCCUGGCACAGUGAUGGAUGGUGCAAGCUGAGGCCCGGCAUGGGAGGAGGAGGCCCACCGGUGCAGGUGGUGUGUGGCAACUGCAGGCAAGUCUUUGGCGCUCCACAGCAAGGCAUGGUCGUAAUGUGCCCCUUCUGUCAGACGCCGAAUAACUGCUAG
This is a messenger RNA of Durusdinium trenchii, 495 nucleotides long. Lineage: Eukaryota; Dinophyceae; Suessiales; Symbiodiniaceae. The record is from the annotation of a GenBank genome assembly.